Messenger RNA from Entamoeba invadens IP1, 768 nucleotides. RefSeq lists its product as hypothetical. The record is from RefSeq and is a predicted model, not a curated record. NCBI's taxonomy places the organism in Eukaryota, Evosea, Mastigamoebida, Endamoebidae. The transcript has a single exon. The annotation marks the transcript as partial.
AAAGUCGCUGAAUUGUCUGAAGAAGUAGAAAAGGCGUUGGACAAGAUCAAUAGCUCUGAAGAGAAGAAACAAAACGUCUCACUUGGCCCCGCUGUCUUUGUUGUACCUACUGCUAUACUCCUGUCGAUUGUCUCUGCAGGCAUCGCUGUUGUGGGGAAGUUCCCAUUCAUCUGGAUCUUCCUUGUCUUUGCGUCCAUUUGCUUCUGGAUGUCACACCAGUUUGCGCCGAAAGGAAGUUUCACGACGGUUGCAGUUGUCUUGAACUUUGUGUUACUGAAUUUGUUUUUGGUGAGCAUCUCUGCGAGUGUUUUGAUGGGUUCGGUGCUUCAGAUCUUCCUUGGGAUUUAUAUUUCACUAAUGCUCUUCUUGUGGGGAGGUAGUCAGAUGCUGAAAACGUCGUUUCUGAACUUCUUCAUAGUGUCGUUCUCAUUCUGCUGCUUGGCGUGUUGGUGUGUGUUCAUGUUACAACCCACAUUUGAGUGCUCUGUGACGACACCUAUGAAACAGAACCAACUCUUCAAAGAGUAUUUGACGUACAAUUCAUCGGAUGAGGUCCGAUUCAAUUUGUCGAGUGAGGUGCCGUGGAACUGUUUCCAACCCCGAUUGGAAGCCGUUGGGAAGAAAAUCAAGUUCAAACAGUAUGACAGUGUCUAUGGGAUUAUAGCAGAGGAAAACACCUUAGACACUGAUUUUGUUCAAGUGAAUUUGGUGUGUUCUUCUAUCAGAAUGAAGUGUGUGUCUUAUACGAUAUCGAAGCAGCUCGAAUGA